AUGGGUUUGGCUACAUGUUAUCCGUGUUCGAAAUAUCUCCUUUUAGUUCUAAAUAUUAUCUUUUGGUUAAGUGGUGCUGCUCUUAUCGUUCUUGGUGUUUUGUUCGCUCUACGUUCUGAAGUCCAACCAGUUAUUCAUCUAUUCAAUCUCAAUUCGUUCCCGCUAUCAUCGUUUGAAAUUGCAGCAUUUUGUGUCAUUAUUUUUGGUAUCAUCAUCUUUUUCAUUGGACUCUUCGGAUUAUGUGGUGCCUUACGCGAUUCGCGUACUUGUCUCAUAUUUUAUAUCGUUUUAAUCACGACUAUACUUUUGGCUGAAUUAGCUUUAUUUACAUAUCUCGCUAUCGAACAUGAACAAUGGCACACGUUGAUAAAACAACGUCUUACUUCGCAAAUGAAAAACUAUAAUCACUUACAAGCGAGUCAAUACGAACGAGCUGUAGACUAUGUUCAAAACAAGUAUCAUUGUUGUGGAAUCGAAUCAGCACAUGAUUACAGCAAUUCACGUGUGCCAGCGUCUUGUUGUUCUCUGACGGAUGCAACAGCAUCUUGUACGGUUGAGCAAGUCGGUGCAAGUGGAACCCCCGGAUGUUAUCGUGUGUUGACGGAAGGAACCAUUUAUUGGGGAAAAUUUUUUGUCAUUUUCGAACUAAGUUUAUGUAUUCUCGCGCUACUUGGAAUCUUUCUUGCUAUUUGUGUUUGUCAAAAUGCAAUGAUUUACGAAGGAUAUUUUCCUGCACCUUAUCAUGUUUGA
Adineta ricciae is the source of this 750-nucleotide messenger RNA. Lineage: Eukaryota; Metazoa; Rotifera; Eurotatoria; Adinetida; Adinetidae. The record is from the annotation of a GenBank genome assembly.